This is a messenger RNA of Pediculus humanus corporis (human body louse), 504 nucleotides long. RefSeq lists its product as uncharacterized. NCBI's taxonomy places the organism in Eukaryota, Metazoa, Arthropoda, Insecta, Psocodea, Pediculidae. The coding region runs from base 1 to 504 and encodes 167 amino acids. The record is from RefSeq and is a predicted model, not a curated record. The transcript is spliced from 2 exons.
AUGGAAAUAUUUUCUAAAACGAGACCGAAUUUAUUUCCAAUUUUUGAGAGUCCUCCACCUUACGAAAAUAUUUAUCCGGAACCGGAACCUUUUUGCGAUGGACAAUUGGAAAACGUUUACGAUAAUGAUGGAAUGGGUAAAUUCGAUGGUCCGCCGAUGGUAAAUCGAUUUAUUCAACCAUUUAUUGAACCUCCUAAAAUUCUCGGUCAUAAAUGCCCGUGUAAUAAACAACCACCUCCUCUACCUCCUCCUCGUUUGAUUCCGAGAUAUUUUAAAAGAAGACUUUGCAACGAACAAAUGGUUGAAGCCCUCGGUAUGAGACCUCCGCCACCACCUCCACCGCCGCCACCACCACCACCACAACAUUUUGGCCAAUGUAAUUCGUGUAAUCAAUACGAUGAUUGCGGGCAAUACGGUUCUUGUGGCAUGCCGCCAGUUGUUUUUCGUCCUCCGCCUCCUCCACAAAUUAUGCCACUGACUCUUCCAGCUUCUUGUAUUUGCUGA